CAUCAAUCAUCAACGGUCAUCUCUCCACGUGUACCGGAAAUGAGAACAUCCUUCUUAAAGCUCCGGUCUGCACCGAGAGAGCGAGCACUCCAUCCUCCCAAACCUCUAAUCUAUGGCGACGAUUCCUCCCCAAUUCCCGUUGGCCACCCGCUCUGCUCUUCGCCGGGCGUCUUCCUCCGUCUGUUUCGUCACCAUGAAACUGUUUAAAGCGAGAGCCUUCUCUUCCUCAGUGAAGCUCCCCACGAAACCGCCGCUUUGCACCGCCGACGAGCUUCAUUACGUCUCUGUUCCCAACAGCGAUUGGCGCCUCGCUCUCUGGCGCUACUUGCCUCCUCCUCAGGCGCCCACGAGGAAUCAUCCGCUCUUGCUCUUAUCCGGUGUAGGAACUAAUGCCAUCGGAUACGAUCUUUCCCCCGGUUGCUCUUUUGCAAGACACAUGUCCGGUCAGGGAUUCGAGACGUGGAUUCUCGAGGUUCGUGGAGCAGGGUUGAGCACAAGAGUAUCCGACCUCAAGGACGUUAAGGACUCUGCUCACGAGUUGUCUCAUCAGAUACAGUCCACUGCUAAAGCUGCAGCUAAACAAGCUUCGGAUGAGAAACAAACUACCGAUGAUAUCACUGACAUUGCACCACCAGCAGCAGCUUGGGAUGAUGUUUCAGUUGUUGGUGAAGCCUCUGCUUGGGACGAGUCCAAGAUCGUAGCGAGGUUGACUGCUACCUUCAUGCGUUUGUCUGAAAGGCUUUCCGGUUUUCUCAGCGAAGGUCAGUCGGUGUUCAUGUCUGCUAAGCUGUUCGACAAGAUUGCUAUGCUUUUGGAAGACUCGCGGAUGUACGAGCGGUUUAAUGAGAUAAGGUCAAAGCUUUUGAGUUUGAUUCAGUCGAGGCAAAACUCGGGGAUUGGUAACCAGAUCAGGGAGUUGACUCAGCGCCUUGUGGAUCUUCUUGACGAUGGUCAGAAGUCUGUCUCUCCUCAGCUGAUUGAUUUGCAAGAGCGUCUCACUUCGACUAUUGAGGAUUUUCAGAAGCAGCUGGAUUUGAUCGUUAAGUAUGACUGGGAUUUUGAUAACUACCUUGAAGAGGAUGUCCCUGCGGCGAUUGAAUAUGUAAGAGCGCAAAGUAAGCCAAAGGAUGGUAAGCUAUUUGCAAUUGGCCACUCCAUGGGUGGUAUCCUACUCUAUGCAAUGCUGUCACGCUGUGCUUUUGAGGGAAGAGAACCUUGCCUAGCAGCUGUUGCAACUUUGGCUUCAUCGUUAGAUUACACAACUUCAGAUUCUGCCCUCAAGUUGCUCAUACCUCUUGCUGAUCCAGCACAAGCUCUGAGUGUUCCAGUUGUUCCUUUGGGGGCUCUGUUGGCUGCAGCUUAUCCUCUUUCGUCACGGCCUCCAUACGUAUUAUCUUGGCUUAACGAUUUGAUAUCAGCAACGGAUAUGAUGCAUCCUGAGCAGUUAGAGAAGCUUGUCUUGAAUAGCUUCUGUACCAUACCUGCAAAGCUUCUUAUUCAGCUGACAACAGCCUUUAGAGAGGGAGGUUUACGGGAUCGUAGUGGUGAAUUUUACUACAAGGAUCAUCUUUCCAGGACCAGUGUCCCUGUCUUAGCUCUUGCGGGUGAUAGGGACUUGAUCUGCCCCUCUGUAGCUGUAGAAGACACUGUUAAGUUGUUUCCUGAGAACCUGGUCACCUAUAAGCUACUUGGGGAACCAGACGGACCACAUUAUGCACACUAUGAUUUGGUUGGAGGACGACUGGCAGUGGAGCAAGUCUAUCCUUGCAUAACUGAGUUUCUUAGCCACCAUGAUUCUGCAUAAGUGAAACUUUCUGUUCUGCGCAUGCCAUAUGCAUGAAGACUCUGCACUAGGUUGGUGUCCAGGUAUUAUAGUACCCUAACAAGCCUUGGUAUCAGAAGCGCCUGUUAAUAAGGAUGUCAUUUUCGUUUAAUACAUGUACAUUUAGCUUAGGAGGCUUUUUCCAAGUCAUACACUUGUAAAUUAUAAAGCAUAACAAUGGGUGUGUUCUAUCCCUUCGCUUGUAUCGCACCGCUUCUUUUGAAGGGCUUUAAGUUGUCCAAUAGAGGAACUGUAUAUAGACAUGUAUUUUAUAUGUAUAUCAUCUAUAUAUUGGAUCCACAGACAACACA
Messenger RNA from Raphanus sativus (radish), 2133 nucleotides. RefSeq lists its product as uncharacterized. The coding region runs from base 113 to 1804 and encodes 563 amino acids. The record is from RefSeq and is a predicted model, not a curated record. The transcript is spliced from 9 exons. NCBI's taxonomy places the organism in Eukaryota, Viridiplantae, Streptophyta, Magnoliopsida, Brassicales, Brassicaceae.